AUGACAGUUGGUUCUGAGCAAAGGAAGGUGGGACCCAGUGAGCUUCAGGGAGUGAGGAAGAAUGUGGUUUCAGAGUCAUCUUCACGACCAGGAUCAUCUUCUCAUAUUGCUCCUGUUAUUCAUGAAUGGACAUAUGAUGCAAUGUGCCAUGAUUUACUUGAAAUGGAUGGAAAUAAAUAUGUUCACGUGGUUUCAAGCAAAACAGGUGAUGUUUAUGAAAGGAAAGAAGUCCUUUUAGAGGAUCAUGAUCCAGUAUGGCUGGAGCUCCGACAUUCCCAUAUAGCAGAUGCUAGUGAACGCUUGCAUGACAAGAUGACAAAUUUUGUGUCCAGAAAUAAAGUUGCUCAGAUGCAUGGCAGAGAUGGUGGGGAGAUGUCUACUCGUGACUUGCAAAAGAUGGUUCAAGCAUUGCCACAAUAUAAGGAACAAAUGGACAAAGUAUCCCUCCAUGUUGAUCUUGCUGGAAAGAUUAAUGGUAUUAUCAGGAAGAUGGGGCUUAGAGACGUGGGGCAAUUAGAGCAAGACAUUGUCUUUGGAGAUGCAGGAACAAAAGAUAUCAUUAAGUUUCUCAAAGAACAAGAUGCAAUAGAUGAACAAAAGAUCCGAUUAUUAAUGAUAUAUGUAGCAACUCAUCCCAAGGAAUUUGAGACUAAUAAACUUGCAAAGAUAUUGGAGGUGAGGAUCUUUUUUUUCUUUCUAUUACAACAUUAUUUGCUUCCUGAAGAUAUGAAGGCAAUUUACAAUAUGAGAUUUCUGGAGUCAGCACCAGAUACUCAUGUUCAAGAUAAAAAUGGUAUCCAAGCAGAACUUGAAGAAGAAAUAAAAUUCCAGAAAGAUUUGAAUAAUAAUUUGAGUAUAGAAUUGAAUAAAACUCAAGAAUCAAAUCUUGAGCUAGUUUCUAUCCUCCAGGAACUGGACAAACAAAUAGAACAACAGAAAUUGGAGAAAAAUAGUAUCGAGGCAUCAGAACAAUCAGUAGUUGAUGAAGACAAUGUAGAAGAGCAUACAUGGGUAGAAGUGUCAAGAAUCACAACAAAAGACAACUUUAGACUUGAGCUUGAACUGUAG
Molecule: messenger RNA, 1068 nt
Organism: Lactuca sativa (garden lettuce)
Lineage: Eukaryota; Viridiplantae; Streptophyta; Magnoliopsida; Asterales; Asteraceae
Source: RefSeq, a predicted model, not a curated record